Molecule: messenger RNA, 5051 nt
Organism: Mustela lutreola (European mink)
Lineage: Eukaryota; Metazoa; Chordata; Mammalia; Carnivora; Mustelidae
Gene: SNTB1
Product: syntrophin beta 1
Exons: 8
Coding region: 313-1914 (533 amino acids)
Cellular component (GO): dystrophin-associated glycoprotein complex; synapse; intracellular anatomical structure
Molecular function (GO): structural molecule activity; protein binding
Source: RefSeq, a predicted model, not a curated record
GCUCCCCUCGGUUUGGGCUUUUGCAACUGGCGCCGGGCUUGCCUUUUUUUUUUUUUUUUCCCUCUCCCCUCCCCUGAGUCUGUCUGUCCUUCUUUUAGGUCGCUCCACCCCUCAGGCGAGGGGGAACGGGCCGGGCUGCGUCGGCCAACUCGCGCCGAGCGCGCGUGCGAACUCCCGGAGCUGCGUCCCGCGCCCGGCCUCCUCCCUGCGGGGCGCGCGCUCCCCGCUCCCCGGGCCCGCGGCCUCCCCCGCAGCCCUUCCCCACUUUUCCCCCCUUUGGCAAUCACAUGGCAUUUUAAGAAUGCCGGAAAGAUGGCGGUAGCGGCGGCGGCGGCGGCGGCGGCGGGGCCGAGCGGCGGGGGAGGCGGCCGGGCGCAGCGGAGCGGGCUGCUGGAAGUUUUGGUGCGGGAUCGCUGGCACAAAGUUCUGGUGAACUUGAGCGAGGACGCCCUGGUUCUGAGCUGCGAGGAGGGCGCCGCGGCGUACAACGGCAUCGGCACCUCCACCAAUGGCUCGUUCUGCAGGGGCGCCGGCGGCGUGCAGCCCCCGGACUCGCCCGCCGGGGUCCGCACCGCCUUCACCGACCUGCCGGAGCAGGUGCCCGAGUCCAUCUCCAACCAGAAGCGCGGCGUGAAGGUGCUGAAGCAGGAGCUGGGCGGGCUGGGCAUCAGCAUCAAGGGGGGCAAGGAGAACAAGAUGCCCAUCCUCAUCAGCAAGAUCUUCAAGGGGCUGGCGGCGGACCAGACCCAAGCCCUGUACGUGGGCGACGCCAUCCUGUCCGUGAACGGGGCCGACCUGCGGGACGCCACCCACGACGAGGCGGUGCAGGCGCUCAAGCGCGCGGGCAAGGAGGUGCUGCUGGAAGUGAAAUACAUGCGAGAAGCCACCCCCUAUGUGAAGAAGGGCUCCCCGGUGUCGGAGAUCGGCUGGGAAACGCCUCCGCCCGAAUCCCCUCGCCUCGGGGCCGGGGCCUCCGACGCCCUGUCGGCCGCCCAGCCCUGCUCCUUCCACAGAGAUCGGAAGAACAUCCCCCUCAAGAUGUGCUUUGUCACCCGGAGUCUGGCCUCUGCUGACCCUGAGAACAGGCAGCUUGAAAUCCACUCUCCAGAUGCAAAGCACACGGUGAUCCUAAGGAGCAAGGACUCCGCCACCGCCCAGGCCUGGUUCAGUGCCAUCCAUUCCAACGUUAGUGACCUGCUGACCCAAGUGAUCGCGGAGGUCAGAGAGCAGCUGGGGAAAACGGGCAUUGCUGGGAGCCGAGAUAUCAGGCAUCUCGGCUGGCUUGCAGAUAAGGUGCCCGGGGAGAGCGAGAAGCAGUGGAAGCCAGCCCUGGUGGUGCUGACCGAGAAGGACCUUCUAAUCUAUGACAGCAUGCCGCGGAGGAAGGAAGCCUGGUUCAGCCCAGUUCACACGUACCCUCUUCUUGCCACCAGGCUGGUCCAUUCAGGUCCGGGCAAAGGCUCGCCCCAGGCUGGUGUGGAUCUGUCCUUCGCGACGCGAACGGGCACCAGGCAGGGGAUUGAAACGCACCUGUUCAGGGCCGAGACCAGCAGGGACCUCUCCCACUGGACGAGGACCAUCGUGCAGGGCUGCCACAACUCGGCGGAACUGGUCACCGAAGUCACCACAGCUUGCACCUACAAAAACCAGGAGUGCCGCCUGACCGUACAUUAUGAGAACGGAUUUUCCAUUACCACUGAGCCACAGGAGGGUUCCUUUCCCAAGACAAUCAUCCAGUCUCCCUAUGAAAAGCUGAAAAUGUCUUCAGACGAUGGAAUCAGGAUGCUGUAUCUAGAUUUUGGAGGCAAGGAUGGAGAGAUUCAACUGGACCUUCAUUCCUGCCCCAAGCCAAUUGUUUUCAUCAUUCACUCCUUCCUGUCGGCGAAGAUCACAAGAUUGGGCUUGGUGGCCUGAACCAAGGGGGGAUUUGCCUUCGAGAAAAGGAGGGCGGCUGCGCCCCCGGCGGGUGCCAUCAGACACCAUGAACGGCACACCAGGUGUGGCAUACCAUGGUCGGCUUUGGAUCCCCGAGUCCUCUCCACUGCCCCAGACUUCUCUAUCCGCUUCGCCAACAAUAGGGGUGUGGGAGGGGAGGGCGAGAAAACACCACAAGGAAUAUCAGAAGAAAAGUGGCUUUCUAGAACAGUAGAAGGGUAACAAGGUGAGGGCGAAUGGGAAUAAAUACACAACCUGGUUUUGAACUAAUGACAGUCAAGGCUAUCAUGACCAUGAGAACUCGUCUACCAGUCCUAGGCAACUGGUUCACCCAGCUAAGCAAGAACUCCGUGGAUGAAGAAUGGACAUUUCACCUCUCUGUCCCCAGUGACAGUGAUCUUUUGUUUUAUUGUGAUUUACUGCCUCCUUCCAAUUGAGUUGACUUUCGCUUGUAAUGAAAGAGCAGUGCUUCAAAGGGAAACCCACCUUUUCAAUUUUAAGUAUGAAGCGGCUAUAAUUCUCUUCCUAAUGACUUACCUUUCAGUGACGUGGAAUGACCCUGCGGUAUUCUCAUUAGCGUAUGCUGAGUGGGAAUUAAAUAAAGCCUCAGCUACUGAUCUGAGCUGGAAGCUGGUGGAAUCUGAGCCGAAGUAGACUGUUUAUGUCGCAAAGCUUUGCGGUGCAGAAAGGUGGUGUGCCUGAGAAGUGGUUCAGCGGGGGACUGCACUCAGACCAACACGUGCUGUCUCCGAGCCAAGAUGGAUAGCUUUACUUAGAGAAAGGAAAUUACGGAUAUUUUUUUAAAAGAUUGUCACUUGAGAUAUAUGUGGCAUAUAUAUCUCAUAUAUAUAACAUAUUAUAUAUAUACAUAUAUAUAUAAACAAUUCACAUGAGGUUAACUAAUUAUCCCCAUUUUGUGGUUUUCAGCAGAAGUACUGAGCAGUUGAUUGACCCUUGUUUCUGCCUGUGCUCGCGUGCAUGUGUUUUCAGACCAGUCCUAGAGUAGCCUCAUAGAAUUCUGACAGCUUCCACAGCUCUUGGGAAUUGCAGGGAAAUAAUAUAAUGACCUGGUAUUUUUCUACAAGAAUAUUUUCAGACAACAUAGAGUGUAUUGCUGAUUUAAUGCUUUUAUUUUUACCUUUCAAUUCAAAUUCACUCAAAAGACACCUGUAUUAUUUGAUUUUGGAGUCGCCUUCCUCGAACUUAAAAAUUAGCUCUAGAGUUUCUGUAAGCAUUUGUAACUCUCCUUUUCCCUUGUACUUUACGUAAACGAAUGCUCUGGAUUCGAUCUGUGUGUUUUUUCAGAAUUGUCUUUCAGCAACUACCUAUGCAAAGAGCUUUUAAAGUCAAAACUGUUUUAAAGGAAUGUAAUUUUGCCCACGGAGACCCAUACAUUUAUUGAGUUACAAAGCAGCAUCCAAAGUGUGUAUCAAGUAAUACUAGUUCCAAAGGGCAUUGACUGAGUGGUGUUUUGUUGUGUUUUGUUGGGGAAGGGGGGCAGUGAGAAUAAGAGGUUUGAUGAUCAAAAAUGUGUUGAAUAGGGGCGCCUGGAAAGUGAAACAGAUAUCAUGACUGUGGGCCUCCUCAAAAACGUCAGUGUAUACAUUGUGAUUCUUCAAGGGGGGACCCCCUGUACCAUUCCUACACUUUAAAGCUUACAGAGCUCCUUUCUGACAGCAUUUUGGGAAGCAAGUGUUUUAAAACAAACAAACAAACGAACCAGGGGUGCCUGGCUGGCUCAGUCAGUAGAACAUAUGACUCUUGAUCUCGGGGUCUUCCGUUCAAGCCCCAUGUUGGGUGUAGAGAUUACUUAAAUAAAAUAAAAUACAAAAAACACUUUGGGAAACACAGCUUUAGGUCACUGAUUAUUUUUUUUUCCGUUUCCCAUUUUAAAAUGCUCAAGAGUGAAGUCCCACCUGAAUAUUAUAGGGAAGCUUUGAUUCGUUUGUGAAUUAGACUGCACUCUUUCAUUACGUAUUUUCGAAGUCACUGGAAUGUUGUCAUACGAGAAUUAUGCAUUGUAAAUAACAUUAAAAUACAUAUAUUAAGGCCAAUAGUUCAACAAUAUGUAAUCUGAGGUGCUCAGUACUAUAGGAAGUAUGAGUUAAUUACUCAUAAUUAAAUUGCAAAGAUCCUAUUCUAUAUUUAUAGAUGAAUUAAAAUGAUCAUAAUUACAAAUAUUUCUUCAUCACUUGAGUUUUAGACUGAUUAAUAUCUGGGUGGGGGUCAACAAAUUACAUUCUCUGCAUUUAUAAAAACUUAAUUUAAAUAUUUAUAUUUUAGAAAAAAAUACAUUUGAAUAAAUAAAUGCAUUUUCUGAAUUAAAAUGUACUAGCAAGAAGUAGACGAUUUUACUAAGAGAAUUAUGUAUAUGAAUCCUUGUUUUUUCCUUCAAAGUUAAGUGUGUCAUAUCAGAGUGGCUAUGGUGAAUUGAUUUCAAAUACUCAUUUUUCCUUGUUUCUGAAUUGAAGAAAGUACAUAAUGAUUUUACACUGUAAAUUUUAAUCUUGUCUUGAUGUGUGUUUGAAUGUUGUGAAUGACACACAAUCAGACGUCUGGAUCAUGCUUGGGUAGAGUUGGAGAAUUUGUUUUUGGCCAAUCUGCUCUGUGUUUAAUCCGUUUCUUAUUGGUAUCAAUGAAUUAUUAAAUUCACAUAUGUCCCUUUAAGGGCCAACCAAUACUAAUGACUGAUGUUUCAGCUGUCCUUGUGGGAAGCCACCCAUUUGCUCUUGGUGAGGUUCAGGGAGCUCUGAGCAUCCCAGGGAUUUAAAGAAGGCCAAUAGAAAUAUAGUUACCAAUCUCCUUCCUGACUUGAACUAAGUAGAAGAAAAAAACCAUAAACCUCUUAAAAACACCUAGGUAGGGCGUUUAAUUAAUUCUUUCAAUUGAUAUAAUUAAAAUGCUAAAAAAUGCAUUCGCCUGAAAUUAAUGAGAAGCUUUUCUGGCCUGCCUUUUACAAAUACGAGGUAUUCCAUCUUGAGGGGAUUGGAGUGGACAGGGGUGAGGGAGUAAUUUUUGAAUGUACAUGGAGUUAAAAAAAAAAUGUGCCUAUGUUUAUAGCACCAUGGAUGUCAUGUAAAAUUUAUAUAUGAAUUAAAUAAAUAUUCACCUCUGAA